Molecule: messenger RNA, 237 nt
Organism: Prunus armeniaca (apricot)
Lineage: Eukaryota; Viridiplantae; Streptophyta; Magnoliopsida; Rosales; Rosaceae
Source: the annotation of a GenBank genome assembly
AUGAGUCCCUCCACUAUGAGGGAUUCCAAUUUCCAAGCCACCGAAAGCAACAGAGCAGCACAUGGCUGGCACGUGAAGAUGAAGAAUUGUGAUGAUGCUUUAGCUACUUUCCGUCUCUAUAAAUGGAGAGCUGAGCAAGAGAAGAAGGGAACACCAAGCCUUAGGGCAAAGAGAGCUAGGAUAGAGAGGGAGAACCAAGAGCUAUUCUGGCUCUCUUUUAUUAGUAUGUCUAGCUAA